Rotaria sp. Silwood2 is the source of this 2094-nucleotide messenger RNA. Lineage: Eukaryota; Metazoa; Rotifera; Eurotatoria; Philodinida; Philodinidae. The record is from the annotation of a GenBank genome assembly.
AUGGAAAACUACUCAUUACGAUUUAAAAUUAUCUCAUUUAAAGAUUCUGUUAAGAACAAAUUGGAUGAUACAUUAUUUUACAUUAAAAAAUUUGUAGAAUUACCAACAGAAUAUGGUGAUACAAUUAAACUUGAACAAAAUCAAAUUACACCACCAAUGGUUAUUUCUAUAAAAGAAACAUUCGAUUGGAAGAUAAAUGACGGAAAAUAUUGUCAAAUUAUUUGUUUAACUCCAAAAUCAAAAAUCAUAGCUGAUACUGUUUUAUGGUUUGAUGGCUUAUUACAUCUUAUUAAUGAUCCUAGAUAUAAUGAAAGAGUUCAUUCAGAAUUACUUUGUAGUAUGAUCCUUAGAGAAGAAUAUGGUUUUGAAUUUAGUCUUCAACCGAUUGAAAUUUCAGAAUCUGUAAUCUCUUCUUCACGUUUUGCAAGAAAAAAUUAUUCUCAUAGUAAAAAACCAAGUCAAGAAUUAAUUCUAGGUCAUUCAAUGGAAAUAAAACAAUUUAUGCAUCCAGUUCAUUGUGCUGUAUGUCAGGGAUUCAUAUGGGGUGUACAUCAUCAAGGUUUUGAAUGUUCUCAAUGUUCUCUUGUAGCACAUAAAAAAUGUCGUCAAGAUAUUAAGUUUUGGUGUCAAAAAUCAUCAAAUCCAGUAUACUCUGAUCGUCAACAUAUAUUCAAAGAAUAUGAAGCAGCAUUUGUUCGAGCUUUUGUUAGUCGUAACCAUAGUUAUUGUAGUCAUUGUGGUGCACAAAUAUUUCGAAAUGGUCUCAAAUGUAAACGAUGUAGUCUUAUAAUUCAUGAACGCUGUCGAUCAAAGGUUCCACCAGUGUGUAUAACUUCAAAUGAGCCACCACUAGAUACAACUGCGACAUAUCGACAUGUAAUAGGUGCACGUUUUCAUGGUGAAAAAAUCAAAAAAAAUCGUCAACAUUCACAAUCAUCAUCAUUUGAUUUAUCUUGGCUUGAUCCAUUACCAAAACUUUCCAUAAAAGAUCAACAAAGAAUAUUGUUACCAAAAUUUAAUGAUUUUAAAUUUAUUGGUCGUCUUGGUGAUGGUGCUACUGGUCAAGUCUAUUGUGUUCAACAUAAUUUAUCAAAACAAUACUUUGCUGUUAAAGUAGCUAAUGGAGCAAAUGAAGAAACACGACAACAAUUAGAAGUUGAAAGACACAUUUUAUUUCGUUAUAGUGAUGGAAAUCCUUAUAUUAUUAAAGCUUAUUGUGCAUUUCAUCAAGGAACUAAAUUAUUUCUUGUUAUGGAACUUAUUCAAGGCGGAACUUUAUAUCAUAAAAUUCAAACAACACGAAUGAAUGAAGAUGAAAUAAGAUAUUAUUUAGCACAACUUGUUUGUGUUAUACAAUAUUUACAUUCAAACAGCAUAAUUUAUCGUGAUUUAAAACUUGAACAUGCAAUGAUUUCUUCAACGGGUUCUAUACGUCUUGUUGAUUUUGGCCUUGGACGAUUACUAAAAACUCCUGAUGAAAUUUGUCAUACCAUGUGUGGUACUCCUAGUUACAUGGCUCCUGAAGUUCGGCGUUUAGAAGAUGGUUCAUCAAAUGAAGGCUAUAGUUAUGCAAUUGAUUUUUGGACACUUGGAAUUAUGUUUGUACAAAUGUUAUGUCAUGAUCAAAUCGAUUUUACUCCUUUAUUUUCAAAUAAUAAUGAAGACACAAUUGAACCAAAAAAAAUAACAGAAUAUUUAGAAUUACCUCGUUAUAUAAGUCUUGAAGCUCAUUCAUGUGUUGUUGGUUUACUUGAAUAUGAUCCUGAAAAACGUUUAGGUUCACCUGAUUCACCACAUGGUUCGAUACGUGAUCAUCCAUUUUUUAAAGUUGGUCAUCGAAUUAAUUGGUCAGAAAUUGAUGGAGAUUUAUUUAAACCUGGUCAUAGAAAUUCAGAAAAUAUACGUAUUGUACCUUCUACAUCGAUUAAUGAACAACUUUCGGAUUUACAAAUGGAUAGAGGACGUCGUGCUAAAGACGAUUGGAUAGCUGCUGGAGAAUCAACAUGUACAUCAGAUGAAAAUGAACGAUUGAAAUUAUUUGAUUACAUUAAUGAAUCGUCUUGGCGUGAAUUUAUUUCAUCGAAUGUUUUAUGA